AUCCUGAGACUACCCACCCAAUCCUGAGUGAUAACUCCCGCUUUGAAGACUCAAAUCCAGGCUUUAGCACUUUUGUCUCUGUAACUUUGAACCAGUGACUGCCACCUGGAAGAACUUUGCCUUUUCUGUAGAAUAGGUAUAACUGUGGUACCUAUUGUGGGAGGUCAGACUAUGCUCCCCAAAUAUGAAGGAUUGUUGAGCUGGAAACAGUUAAGAAACCAGUACAGGAGAGCUCUCUGCCUGCCCUCUAUUAGCCUAAAAUCAGGGCACAGAUUUGAGGAUUAUUAUUACUCCCCUACACCAUCAUAGAGGGCUUCCCAUAGCACCCACUCAAGAAUAUUGUUAUUAUUACAUCAUAUGGUUAAGAUUACUGACAAGCAAAAGUCAAGUGGGUCUGAAAUAGAAUCCAAGACAAGGGGCUGGGCGCGGUGGCUCACGCCUGUAAUCCCAGCACUUUGGGAGGCCGAGGUGGGUGGAUCAUUUGAGGUCAGGAGUUCGAGACCAGCCUGACCAACAUGGUGAAACCCUGUCUCUACUAAAAAUACAAAAAUUAGCCGGCUGUGGUGGCGGGCGCCUGUAAUCCCAGCUACUCGGGAGGCUGACGCAGGAUAAUUGCUUGAACCAGGGAGGUGGAAGUUGCAGUGAGCCGAGAUCACGGCCACUGCACUCCAACCUGGGUGGCAGAGUGAGACUCCGUCUCAAAAAAAAAAGUAAAAAUCCGGGCGUGGUGGCGCGCGCCUGUAAUCCCAUCCACACGGGAGGCUGAGGCAGGAGAAUCGCUUGAACCCAGGAGGCAGAGGUUGCAGUGAGCCGAGAUAGCGCCACUGCCCUCCAGCCUGGGUGAGAGCAAGACUCCUUCCCAAAGGGGGAAAAAAAAUCCAAGACAAGGGAUCCUGAGCAAGCCCUCUCACUCUCCGAACCUCAGUUUCCCCAUCUGUAAUAUGGGGAGAAAGUUCGUAGGGUAAUUCGGAAAGGUCCAAUGCGCACAGAAAGCGCUCAGCACGCGUGAGAAUAGAUACCAUUUUUAUUUGUUAAUUUUAAACAUUCAUUACGUUUAAAAGAAUCAAUGCUACUAUUGUUGUCCCGGACUAGAGGCGGCUUGCGCUGCCGGCUCCAAGCACAGAGCGCAAUUAUGUCCUCCCUUUUGCGGCGCUGCCACCCGCGCAGCCCCCGGCGGAUGCAGGGGAGGUGUGGCCCGCGGAUGGGCGGAGCGAUCUCAGGACUCGCCCCCAAGACCAGUAGGCGGGGCCAGGCGGGGCGCCCGGGCACUCUCGCGCGCGCGCGCGCGGCGGCCCCAGGUACGCGGACAAGAUGGCGGCGGCAGCAGUCGACAGCGCGAUGGAGGUGGUGCCGGCGCUGGCGGAGGAGGCCGCGCCGGAGGUAGCGGGCCUCAGCUGCCUCGUCAACCUGCCGGGUGAGGUGCUGGAGUACAUCCUGUGCUGCGGCUCGCUGACGGCCGCCGACAUCGGCCGUGUCUCCAGCACCUGCCGGCGGCUGCGCGAGCUGUGCCAGAGCAGCGGGAAGGUGUGGAAGGAGCAGUUCCGGGUGAGGUGGCCUUCCCUUAUGAAACACUACAGCCCCACCGACUACGUCAAUUGGUUGGAAGAGUAUAAAGUUCGGCAAAAAGCUGGGUUAGAAGCGCGGAAGAUUGUAGCCUCGUUCUCAAAGAGGUUCUUUUCAGAGCACGUUCCUUGUAAUGGCUUCAGUGACAUUGAGAACCUUGAAGGACCAGAGAUUUUUUUUGAGGAUGAACUGGUGUGUAUCCUAAAUAUGGAAGGAAGAAAAGCUUUGACCUGGAAAUACUACGCAAAAAAAAUUCUUUACUACCUGCGGCAACAGAAGAUUUUAAAUAAUCUUAAGGCCUUUCUUCAGCAGCCAGAUGACUAUGAGUCAUAUCUUGAAGGUGCUGUAUAUAUUGACCAGUACUGCAAUCCUCUCUCCGACAUCAGCCUCAAAGACAUCCAGGCCCAAAUUGACAGCAUCGUGGAGCUUGUUUGCAAAACCCUUCGGGGCAUAAACAGUCGCCACCCCAGCUUGGCCUUCAAGGCAGGUGAAUCAUCCAUGAUAAUGGAAAUAGAACUCCAGAGCCAGGUGCUGGAUGCCAUGAACUAUGUCCUUUACGACCAACUGAAGUUCAAGGGGAAUCGAAUGGAUUACUAUAAUGCCCUCAACUUAUAUAUGCAUCAGGUUUUGAUUCGCAGAACAGGAAUCCCAAUCAGCAUGUCUCUGCUCUAUUUGACAAUUGCUCGGCAGUUGGGAGUCCCACUGGAGCCUGUCAACUUCCCAAGUCACUUCUUAUUAAGGUGGUGCCAAGGCGCAGAAGGGGCGACCCUGGACAUCUUUGACUACAUCUACAUAGAUGCUUUUGGGAAAGGCAAGCAGCUGACAGUGAAAGAAUGCGAGUACUUGAUCGGCCAGCACGUGACUGCAGCACUGUAUGGGGUGGUCAAUGUCAAGAAGGUGUUACAGAGAAUGGUGGGAAACCUGUUAAGCCUGGGGAAGCGGGAAGGCAUCGACCAGUCAUACCAGCUCCUGAGAGACUCGCUGGAUCUCUAUCUGGCAAUGUACCCGGACCAGGUGCAGCUUCUCCUCCUCCAAGCCAGGCUUUACUUCCACCUGGGAAUCUGGCCAGAGAAGUCUUUCUGUCUUGUUUUGAAGGUGCUUGACAUCCUCCAGCACAUCCAAACCCUAGACCCGGGGCAGCACGGGGCGGUGGGCUACCUGGUGCAGCACACUCUAGAGCACAUUGAGCGCAAAAAGGAGGAGGUGGGCGUAGAGGUGAAGCUGCGCUCCGAUGAGAAGCACAGAGAUGUCUGCUACUCCAUCGGGCUCAUUAUGAAGCAUAAGAGGUAUGGCUAUAACUGUGUGAUCUACGGCUGGGACCCCACCUGCAUGAUGGGACACGAGUGGAUCCGGAACAUGAACGUCCACAGCCUGCCGCACGGCCACCACCAGCCUUUCUAUAACGUGCUGGUGGAGGACGGCUCCUGUCGAUACGCAGCCCAAGAAAACUUGGAAUAUAACGUGGAGCCUCAAGAAAUCUCACACCCUGACGUGGGACGCUAUUUCUCAGAGUUUACUGGCACUCACUACAUCCCAAACGCAGAGCUGGAGAUCCGGUAUCCAGAAGAUCUGGAGUUUGUCUAUGAAACGGUGCAGAAUAUUUACAGUGCAAAGAAAGAGAACAUAGAUGAGUAAAGUCUAGAGAGGACAUUGCACCUUUGCUGCUGCUGCUAUCUUCCAAGAGAACGGGACUCCGGAAGAAGACGUCUCCACGGAGCCCUCGGGACCUGCUGCACCAGGAAAGCCACUCCACCAGUAGUGCUGGUUGCCUCCUACUAAGUUUAAAUACCGUGUGCUCUUCCCCAGCUGCAAAGACAAUGUUGCUCUCCGCCUACACUAGUGAAUUAAUCUGAAAGGCACUGUGUCAGUGGCAUGGCUUGUAUGCUUGUCCUGUGGUGACAGUUUGUGACAUUCUGUCUUCAUGAGGUCUCACAGUUGACGCUCCUGUAAUCAUUCUUUGUAUUCACUCCAUUCCCCUGUCUGUCUGCAUUUGUCUCAGAACAUUUCCUUGGCUGGACAGAUGGGGUUAUGCAUUUGCAAUAAUUUCCUUCUGAUUUCUCUGUGGAACGUGUUCGGUCCCGAGUGAGGACUGUGUGUCUUUUUACCCUGAAGUUAGUUGCAUAUUCAGAGGUAAAGUUGUGUGCUAUCUUGGCAGCAUCUUAGAGAUGGAGACAUUAACAAGCUAAUGGUAAUUAGAAUCAUUUGAAUUUAUUUUUUUCUAAUAUGUGAAACACAGAUUUCAAGUGUUUUAUCUUUUUUUUUAAAUUUAAAUGGGAAUAUAACACAGUUUUCCCUUCCAUAUUCCUCUCUUGAGUUUAUGCACAUCUCUAUAAAUCAUUAGUUUUCUAUUUUAUUACAUAAAAUUCUUUGAGAAAAUGCAAAUAGUGAACUUUGUGAAUGGAUUUUUCCAUACUCUUCUACAAUUCCUCCAUUUUAAAUGACUGCUUUUAUUUUUUAAUUUAAAAAAUCUACUUCAGUAUCAUGAGUAGGUCUUACAUCAGUGAUGGGUUCUUUUUGUAGUGAGACAUACAAAUCUGAUGUUAAUGUUUGCUCUUAGAAGUCAUACUCCACGGUCUUCAAAGACCGAAAAAUGAGGUUUUGCUUUUGUAAGCAGGAAAAAAAAAAAAUUAAUGAACCUUAAAAAAAAAAAAAAGGUUUUGAAGGGAAAAAAAGUGGUUUCACACCUCUUGUUAUUCCUUAGAGUCACUUCAAGGCCUGUUUGAAUGUGGCAGGUUAGAAAGAGAGAGAAUGUCUUUCAUUUGAAGAGUGUUGGACUUGUGUGAAAGGAGAUGUGCGUGUUGGAAUCUGCUUUUCCAAGCCGCCAGGGUCCUGACGGCAGCAGGACGAAGCCUGUUGUGGCGUCUUCUGGGAAAGCCUGACCGUGUGUUCAGACGGCACUGGCUCCUUUCCGAAGUUCUCAGUAACUGAGCCCAGAGUAACUGCACGCCUUUGUGCAGCUCUGGAGCUCCACCAACUCUCGGCCUGCCAGUUCUCAAGCGAGCUAAUCUUGUCAUUAAUCGAUAGAAGCUAACUUCCGAAGUUAGGACCUAGUUACUUUGCUCUCAACGUUUAAAAUAAUGCAGUUGCGCUAGUGAAUGGGGCGUUAGGGGCCUGUCUCUGCACCUGUCUGUCCAUCUGCCUGCAGUAUUCUCACCCAUGUUGAAUGCCUGCUGCUUGUUUACCCUUUGGAAACCCUGGGGUGACCAAGGUUUGGAAAGCCACCUGAGACCACUUCAUAGCAAGGGAAGGCUUUAAGCAGUUACUAGAAAGAGAUGGGGAUUUGGCCCCUGGCUCCUCCAGCCUGAAUGAGCUAUUAUCCACUGUCCAUGUUCCUCAUCAGUCAAAUCCAAAGUCAAAGGAUUUGAACCUGCAUCUGGAAAUGUAACCACUCACAGCACCUGGCCCGCCAAGGUUGGGAGGAUUGUACACUACUCUCAUUUAAAGGGGAAAGUUUGAUAAUACGGAAUUAAUUAAUAUGAAUGAGAUGCAUUAAUAAGAACCUGAGCAUGCUGAGAGUUGCAAUUGUUGGUUUUCCGGUUUGAUUGAUUUCCUUUUUUCUUAGACACAUCAAAGUCAAGAAAGAUGGUUUUACCUUUACUGACCCAGCUGUACAUAUGUAUCUAGACUGUUUUUAAAUGUCUUUCUUCAUGAAUGCUUCAUGGGGCUCCAGGAAGCCUGUAUCACCUGUGUAAGUUGGUAUUUGGGCACUUUAUAUUUUUCUAAAAACGUGUUUUGGAUCCUGUACUCUAAUAAAUCAUAAGUUUCUUUUUAAAAAUUUUCCAAAACUUUUCUCCAUUUUAAAAAGCCCUGUUAUAAACGUUGAACUUUCACAAUGUUAAAUAUUUGGAUAUAGCAACUUCUUUUCUCUUCAAAUGAAUGCCAAGUUUUUUUGUACAAUGAUUAAUAAAUGGAACUUAUCCAGAGAAACCACGCAAAUGGCCUGCCCAAUUUCGUUUCAGGACAGAAAGCCCAGCCAUGACUUGAGUAGAAUGUCUCUCACCUCUCUUCGGAUCUAAAUAUGAAAAGUAUGUUCUGCUGAAUUUUUCUGAGCAUUGGUGAGCGGACAGCCUACCUGUAAACCAUGACCUCCUUGCCAAACGUUAAUUUUAUCAGUUCACUAGUAACCUUUGAGAAUUAUCUGGUUGUCAUGCAAAGAUUGCACUUUCUGAAUUAUGUUAAAACACAUGUUGUAAAAUGAGAACUGCUUAUGCUUUGAAAGAAAACCAGGUUCUUCGUG
Molecule: messenger RNA, 5800 nt
Organism: Pan troglodytes (chimpanzee)
Lineage: Eukaryota; Metazoa; Chordata; Mammalia; Primates; Hominidae
Gene: FBXO21
Product: F-box protein 21
Exons: 12
Coding region: 1312-3198 (628 amino acids)
Molecular function (GO): DNA binding; protein binding
Source: RefSeq, a predicted model, not a curated record